GGGGGUGGAGAAUGAAUUAAAGAGAGAUUAACUAGUGUACCUUCAGGAAGAAAACAAGAGCUGUACUUAACUGUGAGGUAAACCUUCAGGAAGAAAGAUAGUUUUCUUACUGUACAUGAGAAGCUUUCAGGAACAGAAAGAAGGUUUAGUAAAAUAAGUGGUGUGUCACAUUUCCUGAGAACAAAUUUCAGGAAAUCAUCUGGGAUAUAAACUCUGUUCAAAAGGGCAAAAGCAGUCACAUUGCUGGACAGUUUACUUCUUCCUGCAUCAUGAAAGACCGACUGGAACAGCUCAAAGCGACAUUAGACACAGAUGACCCAGAAGAUGUGGAAAUUGCUAUUGACAACCGUGCUUUCAUGGAUGAAUUUUUCCAGCAGAUUGAAGAGAUACGGCAGAAUAUCGACAAAAUCUCAGACAAUGUGGAAGAAGUAAAACGCUUGUAUAGUGUCAUUCUAUCUGCCCCAAUACCUGAGCAGAAAACAAAAGAUGAAUCUGAGCGUCUCAUGAAUGACAUCAAAAAGAUGGCAAAUGGUGUUCGCAACAAACUGAAAGCUAUUGAGCAAAACAUUGAACAAGAUGAAGUCCGAUCAUCUGCUGACCUACGGAUAAGGAAAUCUCAGCAUUCUGUUUUGUCACGGAAGUUUGUUGACGUGAUGACAAAGUACAAUGAGGCCCAAGUGGACUUCAGGGAUCGAAGCAAAAAUCGAAUACAGCGGCAACUUGAGAUCACUGGGAAGACAACAACAGAUGAGGAAUUGGAAGAAAUGUUGGAGAGUGGGAAUCCUGCUAUUUUCACAUCUGGGAUAAUAAAUGACAGCCAGAUAUCCAGGCAGGCCUUAUCAGAGAUCGAGUCACGUCAUAAUGAUAUUGUCCGCCUGGAGAGCAGCAUCAAAGAGCUCCAUGACAUGUUUCUGGACAUUGCCAUGCUGGUAGAGAACCAGGGUGAAGUUGUAGACAAUAUUGAGGCAAACGUUAUGAAAUCAGUUGAUCAUGUUGAAGCAGCCAAGGAAGAGACAAAGAAAGCUGUCAUAUAUAAUAAUAAAGCACGUAAGAAAAAAAUAAUCAUAAUCGUCAUAGUGAUAAUCCUCCUGGCAAUUCUUGCUUUGAUAAUUGGACUAUCAGUGGGUUUGCACAAAAGCUGAAGUGAACUCUGCCUCCUUCCCGAAGGAAAUUGUAAGAUGAUCAUCAUCAUCGUUGUGGUGACAGUUCUUGCAUUAAUCAUCUUGGCAAUUAUUCUAGGAACAACCCUCUGAGCGCUGACCAACUGCAAUGCACCUUCGAUCCAUUUCUUGUAGCACCUUACCCGAACCUCUGCUCCCAUCUGUGUUGCUUGCACAGGGACUCAAAGUGAAAUUUCACCUGCAUGGAUACCUCUUCCUCCCUACCUGCUUGGAUUUUUCCUCAGUGGACUUCCUUCACCACCUUUGGAUUGACCUAUGGAUGUUCGAAUACACUCCAAAAUUCAAGUCUUUGUUUGUUACAUCGCCAUUCCUCAUGUCCAAACAUCCAUCCUUUGUUGUAGUUUAGAGAAAGUUAACCACAUCAAGCACUCCUCGUUUCCUCAAGCACCCCCUUACAUUUUUUUGUUUUGUGAAUCUUUAGAAUUAACCAGAAUGCACACUGUUUCUUUGAGAUGGACACUUGCUGAUCAAGAAUACCGUUAAACAUCACAGAACAUUAAUGCAAUCGUAGUGUGGAAUUCUGAGCACAGCAUCACUCACUAUGUCCCUAGAGUGGAGUGUGCCAUUACCCAAAAAUCCAGAGAACACCACUAUAGAAUGCGGCCCAUAUAUAGGCUAGUCGAUCAUUCCAUCAAAAGGAUGGGCUUGCAUAAGAAAUCACUGUGCCACAAAUGUUUUUUUUUCUAAUAAAAAGCAAACCAAAUAGACAUCUUGGAAUGUAUGCAUCUUAUAAGUAACAACUGAAAUAUGUAUAGAUGAAACAGGAAAUCUUCAGAGACAUUUUGAAGUAGCUGCAUUGCUGCUUAACGAUGAACUGUCUAGAUAUUUCUAAUCAGACUGACAAAAAAAAAAAUAGGAGGGAGGACAUAUGAAUUGUUCUGAUUUGAUGUUUUUUUGUUGGACAUUAGGGCAAACCUCCUCCUAAGAUAAAUGUCUUUAGUUUUUAAAUUUUUAUAAUUGAAAUUU
Messenger RNA from Protopterus annectens (West African lungfish), 2147 nucleotides. It is a transcript of the gene STX3, whose product is annotated as syntaxin 3. Gene Ontology annotation, biological process: synaptic vesicle fusion to presynaptic active zone membrane; exocytic insertion of neurotransmitter receptor to postsynaptic membrane; intracellular protein transport. Lineage: Eukaryota; Metazoa; Chordata; Ceratodontiformes; Protopteridae. Gene Ontology annotation, molecular function: SNAP receptor activity; SNARE binding. The coding region runs from base 270 to 1142 and encodes 290 amino acids. The transcript has 11 exons. The record is from RefSeq and is a predicted model, not a curated record. Gene Ontology annotation, cellular component: synaptic vesicle; presynaptic active zone membrane; endomembrane system.